AUGUGUAUGUGCGUGUGUGUGUUUUGUUGCGGACGCCCUGCGGACCGGACAGCGGACUCACUUGGGCAAAGCAUCAUUUUAUAAAGUUUGAUGUUCCUCUUUAUUGUUUUGUGAGGAUGAGCAGUAAGAUGACGGCGCUCCGCUCUCUCAUGAAGACCGCGGCUCUGGCGCACGCGCUCAAGCACGUCGAGCGCUUCUCCAAGUUCUCACCUUCUCCUCUGUCCAUGAAACAGUUCUUGGAUUUUGGAUCAAUCAAUGCCUGUGAGCGGACAUCAUUUGUCUUCCUGCGUCAGGAACUUCCUGUCCGUUUGUCCAACAUCAUGAAGGAGAUCAACCUGCUACCAGACCGGCUGCUAGCCAUGCCAUCUGUCCAGCUGGUCCAGAGCUGGUACAACCAGAGCCUCAUGGAGAUCCUGGAGUUUCUGGACCAGAACCCUGAUGACCAAAGUGUCCUUGAGAUGUUUGUACAUGCACUCGUGGCAAUCAGGAAUCGGCACAACGAGGUGGUUCCCACCAUGGCUCAGGGAGUAAUCGAGUACAAAGACGCCUUCGGCCCACAGGAUGGUGCUUGUGACCACAACAUCCAAUAUUUCCUGGACCGCUUGUACACCAGUCGAAUCUCCAUCCGCAUGCUCAUCAACCAGCACACUCUUGUCUUCAGUGGUAGCACAAACCCCACCCACCCCAACACCAUUGGCUGCAUUGACUCCAUGUGUGACGUGACGGAGGUUGCCCAAGAUGCCUAUGAGAGUGCGAAGCUGCUCUGUGAGCAGUAUUACCUCAGAGCGCCAGAGCUGGAGUUCAGGCAGAGAAAUGUUAACAACAUCAGAGAGCCAAUCCAGAUCUCUUACAUUCCAUCUCACCUCUAUCACAUGCUCUUUGAACUUUUCAAGAACUCUAUGAGAGCAACUGUCGAGACCCAUGAAGCCAGCAGGACCCUCCCACCCAUUAAGGUCAUGUUUGCCCUCGGAGGAGAGGACCUGUCAAUCAAGAUGAGCGACAGAGGAGGCGGAGUUCCCUUCAGGAAGACGGAGCGUCUGUUCAGCUACAUGUACUCCACAGCUCCCAGACCCUGCAUACAGGACAAGAACAGAGCUCCACUGGCCGGCUUUGGAUACGGUCUGCCCAUCUCCCGUCUGUACGCUCGCUACUUUCAGGGAGACUUGCAGCUCUACUCCAUGGAGGGUAACGGCACUGAUGCCAUCAUACAUCUCAAGGCGUUGUCUACAGACUCAGUGGAGAGGCUUCCAGUUUUUAAUCAGACUGCCAUGCGUCAUUAUAAGAUGAGCUUGGAGGCAGAUGACUGGUGCGUUCCCACUAAGGAGCCACUAGACCUCACGGUCUACCGCAACUCCAAGUCAUGAGGUGCCAAUUUGCCACCUUUCAUGAACUGUUUGCCUGUUGGAACUCCACAGGAACUGAAGUGACCAAACACAGCCAAGGAGAUCAAAGAGAUGUCCAACCACCUGGCUCUUGAUUGCCUGUGAACUUCCUUGAUUGGACGUCUGAUCACGUGUGUCAGCACCCGUUUCCUGAUUAUGUGAGGUCAAAGGAAAAGAUGAUCGAGUCCAGAAUGUGGACAGCGUCCUUCAACCUGUGUUGAAGAUCCUGAGGGUGUUUGAAUGAGCAAUUUCUGCCUCCUGGAAACAGCAUUCAAAAUGUAUUCCUAGUGCAUGAGGAAAAAAGCAGUUCCACUUAAAAAAAAAAAAAAAACAGUUCCUCUUCCAGCAGUUUCUUCCACUUCAACAACUUUCCAACAUGGAGC
Thalassophryne amazonica is the source of this 1765-nucleotide messenger RNA. RefSeq names its product pyruvate dehydrogenase (acetyl-transferring) kinase isozyme 2, mitochondrial-like. The record is from RefSeq and is a predicted model, not a curated record. Gene Ontology annotation, biological process: protein phosphorylation; regulation of glucose metabolic process. NCBI's taxonomy places the organism in Eukaryota, Metazoa, Chordata, Actinopteri, Batrachoidiformes, Batrachoididae. Gene Ontology annotation, cellular component: mitochondrion. Gene Ontology annotation, molecular function: pyruvate dehydrogenase (acetyl-transferring) kinase activity. The transcript has 11 exons. The coding region runs from base 117 to 1364 and encodes 415 amino acids.